AUGUCGCAAGAACGGAAGAUAAAGAAGACACGAGGAUGGCUAGAGAGUGUUCAGGACGAUGGAUUAUCGCCAGGAGUCCGUGGACCAUUUGACCGCCGACAAGUCGAGUGGGUCAAUGCGAGAGCGGCGGGCAUCGUGAUACACUGGCGCAAAGCUCAAAGCGGCACAAGGAUAACGCGUGCGUACAAGCAGCUAGGACAUGCAUAG
Peronospora matthiolae is the source of this 207-nucleotide messenger RNA. The record is from the annotation of a GenBank genome assembly. NCBI's taxonomy places the organism in Eukaryota, Oomycota, Peronosporomycetes, Peronosporales, Peronosporaceae.